UGUAGUAUGGAGAACGGUAAGACCAGGCAGAGACGGCAAGGAGGCACUAGAGUGUCGCAGAAACACGGCCAGCGGAAUGGUUUGGGUGAGGCGACAGGUGUUCCGAAGAGGGGCGGAGACGGCCAUGACCUUAAUGAGAGUGCCGAUGUUGCCUGGUACCGGCGACAGGACGUGUUGGUGUGGGCAGGCGGGAUGGCCUUCAUCGCUGCGCUUAUUGGUGCCAUCAAUACACUGGGCAACUACAGGGGAUGGGACGCGCCGAACGGAUUCCUGUAUGACCAGGCCAACACCAGCCGAGCUCGGUUCCUACCCGAACCGUUCAUAGAGGAGCCAGGAGUGAAGGGGAGAUACGGGGUCCAACCUGUGAUUCGCUGGUACUUCUGGAAGCUCCGACCAGAACUGGUGACUCCGUGGACGCGUCUGUUCGUGUGGGGCUGUUAUACCGUACACCAGCUGCUGGCCUGGUGGCUCCUGUACCUGGCACAGGUCAACCAACAGUCCCAGAAGGGUAAGAAGUACUCCCCGCGGCUGAGUAAGUACAACUGGGCAGCUGUGGCCGUGCACACCUUCUUCCACCUGAUGCACCUGGCGCAGACGCACGUGACGUACGACGCAACCGCACAGGACGUGUCCAUAUUCAGCUCCCAAGGUUCUGUGAUUGUUGCCCUGCUGUUGAUGAUGGUGAUAGAGUUUAGGGACAGAGGAGUGUUCUUCAACUGGCCUUCUAGCACCAGUACAGACAACAUGGGGAAAGCGCUCAGGUCAUCGACCCAUAGGUCAGUGACCCUUGUGCGGAAGUACCAUGGUUACGUCAUCAUGUGGGCUGCAGUCUACACCUUCUGGUACCAUCCAAUGGAGAACACACUGGGGCACGUGAUGGGGUUUGUGAACACAUGGAUAUUCAUGUUACAAGGGGGUCUGGCCUACACUGACAUGCAUCUCAACAAAUACUGGCGCUUCGUACUUGAAACCUGGGUGGCUCUACAUGGGGCCAUUGUGGCCUACCAGACUGGGGGGCCAACAGGGUACUGGCCCAUGUUCACCUUCGGAUUUAGCGCCCUCGUGGUGAUCACUCAGUUAUUCACCCUCCCCUUCUGGACGAGACUCCCACCAUGGACACGCUACAUCCCCACCCUGGUCUACCUAGCCAUCACCCUUUAUGCCUACAGUGGUCUGCCUGAUGCGAAGGGACGCCUAUGGACAAGGCUAUGGGAACCAAUCAUCAUUCCGCUCAACCAGUACUUCUAUGCACUGGUCAUAUGUGGCCUUGUCACGCUGUGUCUGAACAUUGAGACCAAAUUUUACGCCUCUUUCGUACACAAGAAGGCUGGUACUGUGGGGUAUGUUGCUUGCGUGGUUGGCUUUUUGCUGAUGUAUUUAGCUACGAUUUUGAUGUCGUGGGCAUACCAGUACUAUGAUGUACAACUACCGGGGAAUCCUAUGGUUUAUUUUGUAUCCGUCUUUACUCCGUGUGUGAUUGUUGCCACCUUCUUCGUCAAGCGUUUGGUUGAAGCCAGGGGUUAG
Branchiostoma belcheri (Belcher's lancelet) is the source of this 1524-nucleotide messenger RNA. RefSeq lists its product as uncharacterized. The record is from RefSeq and is a predicted model, not a curated record. The coding region runs from base 7 to 1524 and encodes 505 amino acids. The transcript has 9 exons. NCBI's taxonomy places the organism in Eukaryota, Metazoa, Chordata, Leptocardii, Amphioxiformes, Branchiostomatidae.